AUGAAGAGAAGAUGUGAAGGGGAGUUUAGCAGCCCCCAGAAGAAGCAGAAGAAAAGAGCCGCUGAGCUGGGCUUGACCCUCAGUUCUACAUCUGAUGAGGAAGCCCCUCCUUUUGGCAAUCAUGGCCCACAAGAGUCUUCCACAAGUCUAAGUGGAUCUGACAGUGAGACUGAGGAGAAAAGACCUGUGUCUAGCUCCUUCAGCAAUGACUUCAAAGCUGACUCCCUUGUGGAGGGUACUUCCUCCCGUUAUUCCAUGUACAACAGUGUUUCCCAAAAGAUGAUGGCAAAGAUGGGCUUCCGAGAAGGUGAAGGUCUGGGCAAACACAAUCAGGGUCGAAAAGACAUUGUUGAAGCCUCUAAUCAGAAAGGCCGAAGAGGCUUAGGGCUGACAGUAAAGGGUUUUGCCCAAGAACUCAAUGUGGACUGGAGAGAUGAGCCAGAGCCAAGUAUCUGUGAACAGGUGUCAUGGUUCCCAGAAUGCACCACUGAAAUUCCUGAUACCCAGGAGAUGUGUGAGUGGAUGACUGUGGGAAAGAGGAAGAUGAUAAUUGAAGAUGAAACUGAGUUUUGUGGGGAAGAACUUCUACACAAUGUCCUGAAGUGCAAGACUGUGUUUGAUGACUUGGAUAGAGAGGAGAUGCGUCGAGCCCGGACCAGGUCCAAUCCCUAUGAAAUGAUCCGGGGAGUCUUCUUCCUAAACAGAGCAGCAAUGAAAAUGGCCAAUAUUGACUUUGUAUUUGAUCGUAUGUUUACGAAUCCAAAAGACUCUUCAGGGAACUCCCUGUUGAAGGACCGGAGUCCAGAGCUUCUGUACUUUGCUGAUGUGUGUGCAGGCCCUGGAGGCUUCUCUGAAUAUGUGCUUUGGAGGAAAAAGUGGCACGCAAAGGGCUUUGGAAUGACCUUGAAAGGGCCCAAUGACUUCAAACUGGAGGAUUUCUAUGCGGCUUCCAGUGAACUCUUCGAACCCUACUAUGGUGAAGGUGGAAUUGAUGGAGAUGGAGAUAUUACGCGACCAGAGAACAUCACAGCUUUUCGAAAUUUUGUUUUGGAUAACACGGAUCACAAGGGUGUACACUUUUUGAUGGCUGAUGGGGGCUUCUCUGUAGAGAAGCAAGAAAAUCUGCAGGAAAUCCUCAGUAAACAGCUAUUGCUAUGCCAGUUUCUUACAGGGCUGUCUGUUAUCCGCACAGGAGGCCACUUUGUCUGUAAAACCUUUGAUUUGUUCACACCAUUCAGUGUGGGACUCAUAUAUCUGCUGUACACCUGCUUUGAACGUGUGUCUCUUUUUAAACCUGUCACCAGCCGACCUGCCAACUCAGAGAGGUAUGUGGUGUGUAAGAGCUUGAAGUCUGGGAUUGAUGACGUGCGGGAAUACCUCUUCAAGGUAAACAACAGGCUCAAUCAGCUUCGGAAGAGUGAACUGGAUGUCAACUUUGUUGUUCCCCUGGAUGUGAUCAAGGGAGACCCUGAAUUCACUGACUACAUGAUCCGAUCCAAUGAGAGCCACUGCAGCUCACAGAUCAAAGCCCUGGCCAAAAUUUAUGCCUUUGUCCAAGACUCGACUCUUAGUGAACCACGCCAGGCAGAAAUCCGAAAAGGCUGCCUUCAACUUUGGGGGAUUCCAGAUCAAGCCAGAGUUGCUCUCUCUUCUUCAGAUCCAAAGUCUAAAUUUUUUGAAUUAAUAAAGGGCACCGAUAUUGAUAUCUUUAGCUAUAAGUCUACUCCACUCAACAACAAAACCCUGGAUAAGAUUCGCUGUGUUCUGGACUACCGCUGCAUGGUGUCAGGGAGUGAGCCGAAGUUUCUCAUUGGCUUAGGGAAAUCCCAGAUCUACACGUGGGAUGGCCGCCAGUCAGACCGUUGGACAAAACUGGACCUCAAGACAGAGCUGCCCCGGGACACACUGCUCUCAGUGGAAAUUGUUCAUGAACUGAAAGGCGAGGGCAAGGCUCAGAGGAAGGUCAGCGCAAUCCACAUCCUUGAUGCACUGGUGCUGAAUGGCCAUGAUAUUCGGGAGCAGCAUUUUAACCAACGGAUUCAGCUUGCUGAGAAGUUUGUAAAAGCUGUUUCUAAACCCAGUAGGCCUGACAUGAACCCCAUCAGGGUAAAGGAGGUGUACAGACUAGAAGACAUGGAGAAAAUUUUUGUCAGGUUAGAAAUGAAAGUCAUCAAGGGAUCACAUAAUAUGCUGCGACUAUGCUACACCGGACGGGAUGAUAGACAUUUUGUGCCCACUGGCCUUUACAUUGUCAGGACUACGAAUGAACCCUGGACCAUGGCAUUCAGCAAAAGCUGUAAGAGGAAGUUUUUCUUCAACAAGACAACAGGAUUUUCUACCUAUAAAAUGCCUCUGGAUGCCAUCGCUCCAUUUCACAUCUGCUACUAUGGACGCCUCUUCUGGAAGUGGGGCGAUGGUGUCCGAGUACAUGACUCUCAGAAGUGCCAGAAUCCUGAGGAAUUGUCUAAGGAUGACAUCCUCUCCUUCAUUCGGGUACACAGUGUCUGAGGAUCCAGCCCAGGAGAUUAUGGCCACCCCUGAGGACCCUUGGCUACUGUCUGAGGAAGGAGGGAGGGGGCUGAUUGUUCUGUUUGGAGCAAGAUAACAGUCAGCAGAUAAGACAGGUCUCUUCCUCCUUAGAGG
Molecule: messenger RNA, 2643 nt
Organism: Antechinus flavipes (yellow-footed antechinus)
Lineage: Eukaryota; Metazoa; Chordata; Mammalia; Dasyuromorphia; Dasyuridae
Product: cap-specific mRNA (nucleoside-2'-O-)-methyltransferase 1-like
Exons: 1
Coding region: 1-2508 (835 amino acids)
Biological process (GO): 7-methylguanosine mRNA capping
Cellular component (GO): cytoplasm; nucleus
Molecular function (GO): nucleic acid binding; methyltransferase cap1 activity; protein binding
Source: RefSeq, a predicted model, not a curated record